AUGGCGACGGAUACAGAAAGCAUGCGUGAAAGUGUGACAAGACUGCACAUGCGGGUGGUACAACAAAAACUCGCCAACGAAAGAGACAAGUUACAGGGACCGGAGAGUGAAGCCUCGGACAAUGGCCACGACGACGAAGAAAUUAAAAUUCGGAGAGCUGUGUUAAAGAGACAGGAGCUGCUUGAUCAAAUUCAGAGGGCACAGCUCGCAGAGGAAAGUCCUCGAACCCGCACUCCCAGGAAGCGAUUCUCAAUCUCAUCAUUGUCCAGGCGCUCACUCCCUAACUUUGGCAGCAACAACCACUACCAUUUUGGUUACUACGGCAACAACCGAGGCAUGGCCCAGGUGAAACAUGUGAUAGAGCAUCAGUUUCGACCAGCACAACCGGCCGCUCUCCCAGGGCUCACUCACCUGCCGGCCAUACAGCCCUUCCCUUCAGUCGUCUCUCCUGUUGCAACUGUACAGCCUUUUGCUAUACUGCCACACCCCGUGACCCCAGAGGUCAUGCCUCUACAGACCCUACAGCCGGCUUACACCUGGCCAGCACUGGCCAUUAGGGACAGCAAGUCCAAGAAGGAUACCAUGUUCAACAAAGGAGAUUUUAUGGACAUGAUGAUGCUGCAGAACGCCCAGAUGCACCACAUGGUCAUGCAACAGAUGAUGCUCCACCAGUUGCCUGGAGGAUCCCGUCCUUGGACUAUCCCCAUUGCAGAACCAGCAGCUCCUGUUGCCCUGAUGAGGCCAGCCCCGUCCAUCUACCACCACCACAUUGGUCAGCCCAACUACUCAAUGCCUCCCAUGGACUAUCGGGGUGGUGGUGGUAACGGUCAGAUGUACGGUCGCAACUACAAUAGCACAAUUUAUGAUGAUGGCUCCAAUUAUUACCACUACCACUAG
Candidula unifasciata is the source of this 897-nucleotide messenger RNA. The record is from the annotation of a GenBank genome assembly. Lineage: Eukaryota; Metazoa; Mollusca; Gastropoda; Stylommatophora; Geomitridae.